Molecule: messenger RNA, 2256 nt
Organism: Candidozyma pseudohaemuli
Lineage: Eukaryota; Fungi; Ascomycota; Pichiomycetes; Serinales; Metschnikowiaceae
Product: phosphopantothenoylcysteine decarboxylase complex subunit
Exons: 1
Coding region: 1-2256 (751 amino acids)
Biological process (GO): coenzyme A biosynthetic process
Cellular component (GO): phosphopantothenoylcysteine decarboxylase complex
Molecular function (GO): FMN binding; phosphopantothenoylcysteine decarboxylase activity
Source: RefSeq, a predicted model, not a curated record
AUGGAUUCCCCCAAAGAAGGGUCUGGCUCGAAUGCCGAAAAACAGGAAAAAUUGCCCAAGAUCGACACCUCCACUUACCAUGUUCAUGAAACUCAUCCCAAUAGACCCCAACCCAGAAACCACUGGGCCUCCCAAACAUCGCUGCCUCUGUCGUCCCGGGUCUCCUCGCCUGGCGAACUCCACAUGCUGACCAGAGAAUCCCAUUUUCCGUUCCAUUCCCAGCUUGAAUCAUCGCUCAAUGCCCACAAUUCUCUGCAAGAAACAACACCAUCUCAUGCUGCUUCACAGAGGCUGCAACAAGGCGGCUACGGCACGAUGCUGCCUACACAACUGCUGUUUUCGCCACAAAACGGCUCGAAUUGUCAUUCGCCUCACACUGCGUCUCACCAGGGUCUUCCGUCUCCUGAAGCUCAGACGCCUGUUCCACAACCUCCGCUUUUACGAUUGGGCAGCACGAACCCCGGUGGUGUUUUUGAUCCAAGGUCUCGAAACCACCUGGUUUCCUUUUCGGAUCAGUAUGGCUCCGAUAGGUCAAGAAGAUUCACGAUUUCGUCGCAGCCGCUGACCUCUAACUUGACACUGCAGCAAAAGGUUCCUACAAUGAGCAGCACCAAUUCCGGAAACCCGCCUUCAAGAAAAGCUUCUUUGAGAGGCGACGGUCUCCCAGCGGCGCUCAGCAGAAACAGCUCUGCCCUCAGCACUCAUCAACUUCAACAGCAUCAGAACUAUUCUGACCAGCAGCAACAGCAGCUCGUGAAUCAGUUUCAAAAGCUCCACACGAAUCGUGAAGUCCAUGACGCAGACGACGCUCAGGACUUCUCCAACCCCCACCCGGCUCUUGCUAAUCACACCCUGAAUUUACUGCAUCAGUCUCUCGGAUCGUCUCGCAACGACUCUCCUGUUUCGGCAAACCUGGAUGGCAGAGGUACGCCGUCGCCUCCUCCAUCUAGACCUUCUUACUUUGGCUCUCGCUCAAGCAUGAGGUCCGGCAGCCGUUCGCCAGGCCCACAAUCCCAUCACUCGGAAUCAGGUGCUGUGCCUAUCAGAAUCAGCGGUGCGCUUCAGAGAAAGAAUUCAGCCACCAAGCGGUCUAAUAAGACGGUUGUGGCUUCUCCUGUUGGUCCACCUGUCCCAUUCCAAGAGUAUUUGACCAAGGAAGAUGACAGGAAGUUCCACAUUCUUCUUGGCUGCACUGGAAGUGUUGCAACCAUCAAGGUACCAUUGAUUAUUGACAAACUCUUCCAGAUAUUUGGCACACAAAAGCUUUCCAUCCAGCUUGUUGUCACGAAAGCAGCAGGUCACUUCCUCAAGGGUUUAAAGAUCCACAACGAGGUGAAGAUUUGGAGAGACGAGGACGAAUGGGCCAAUUUCACCGAGUGGAAUAACUCAAAUACCACUACAACUGCAUCCACCUAUGAAGCACCAUCUAAGAAGUCAAAGAACCACUACGACAAGAUGAUUUUGCAUAACGAGCUCCGUAAAUGGGCUGACAUCAUGUUGAUUGCACCUUUGAGUGCCAACACGCUAGCGAAGAUUGCCAACGGUAUCUCCGACAAUUUGUUGACGUCGAUCAUCAGAUCGUGGGGCCCUACCGGUGCCAUCUCUGGCUCAAGCGCAACCAAGAAACCUAUUUUGGUUGCUCCUGCUAUGAACACUUUCAUGUAUACCCACCCUAUGACCGCCAAACAGCUCAAGAUGAUCACGACCACAGACGAUGGCUUUGGAAUGGAGAUUUUGAAGCCAGUUGAAAAGGUCUUGGUGUGUGGUGACAUCGGCAUGGGUGGUAUGCGUGAGUGGAUUGACAUCGUCGAGAGACUUCGAGUUAGAAUCAAGCAAGUUCUUGCCGAACGCAACUCGGAAGGUCUUGAUGUGACUUUGGAGGAGCAGGACGAGGAUGAAGAUGACGAUGGCGAUGACGACGACAAUAAUAAUAACAAUGAUGACGAUGACGACGAUGACGACGACGAUGAUGACGAUGAUGAUGAUGACGACGACGAUGACGAUGACGAUGAUGGUGAUCUGAAUGAUCAAGAUGACACUAAUGAGCUCGACGAGCAGGACGACGAUAACGAAACAGUCAAGGCAAAGGAUCUCAGACGUGGAUCUGUUGAAAGAGAGAAAGAAAAGAGGUCAAAGUCCGACAAGAAUGAUGAUGGCCUUAUGUUUGAGUUAUCCGAGGAUACGCCGUCGGACGUUGCCAACGAGAUCCACCAAAGCAUCAGUCCCGUCAACGAAGGAGCGCAAUCUAUCAUUUGA